AGAUUUCCACAGCUGUGAGCUGCACCUCUGCUACCCUACUCCACGCGGAUCUACUGUGGGUGUGUGUCGGAGAGUGUAUUCCUGUGUGUGUUAGAGUUGCUCGCAAGUCUACAGCAUGCAUUGUGUUUCUCCGCUGCUCCAGUGAUGGUUCUCCCACCUAAGGGUGAAGGCUCUGCUACGGACUCUACCUAAAACACAUGAGCCCUGGCAUAGCCAGCCCUGGCGUAGCAUCCCAGUAAGAUGGGAAAUGCCUCUGAAACGUCUUUGUUCGCUGACACAUCUUUAUUCCUUUCCACCAUCUCUAAAGAACAUGACAUCCUGAUGGGGACCAUCUAUGCCAUAUUUGGUGUUUUCUCACUGGUUGGGAAUGGAAUAUUGCUGUUUGUGGCCUAUCGGAAGAAGUCCUCCCUGAAGCCAACUGAGUUCUUUGUUAUAAACCUCUCCGUCAGCGACCUCGGAAUGACCAUCUCUCUCUUCCCCAUGGCCAUAUCAUCAGCCUUCGCACAUAAGUGGCUGUUCAGUGAGGUUACAUGUAUGAGCUAUGCCUUCUGUGGGGUUUUGUUUGGACUCGCCAGUCUCACCAACCUCACAGUGUUGUCAUAUGUGUGCUGGCUCAAGGUCUGCUGUCCCAACUAUGCAUCAGGUAACAGGUUCUCGUCCUGCCAUGCCUAUCUCUUAAUAGCAGCGGUGUGGUGCUAUGCUCUAAUCUUUGCCAUCGGGCCUCUGACUGGCUGGGGCCGGUAUGGUUCUGAGCCCUACGGUACAGCCUGCUGUAUCGACUGGUAUGCCCCCAGCCACAGCAGAGCUGCCAUGAGCUACAUCAUCUUCCUCUUCCUCUUCUGCUACAUCGUCCCCUGCAUCAUCAUCUUCCUCUCCUAUGUCUUCAUCCUGCUGACUGUCAAGGGGUCACGCCAGGCGGUGCAGCAGCACAUAUCCCCACAGAACAAGGUCACCAACGCACAUACACUCAUCGUCAAGCUCUCAGUGGCGGUGUGUAUCGGUGUUGUGAUCGCCUGGAGCCCGUACGCCUUCGUCUCCAUGUGGGCGGCAUUCGUUAACUCGGCAGAGGUCCCUCCCUUUGCUUUUGCUGUAGCGGCCAUCUUUGCCAAGUCCUCCACCCUCUACAAUCCUAUCGUCUACCUGGUCUUCAAACCCAACUUCCGCAGGUCCCUCUGCCGGGACUGGCUGGCCUGCCGACGGACCCUAUGUGCGUGUUUGUGCUCGCACAGCUCAAACCAGAAGGUGUCCUGUACACAGUCCCAGCAGCAUGGGAAGGAGGAAUGUAACUUGACGCGGCGGUCCAAUGGAUUGCCGGAGAACCAUAGGGGAACAUGCAGGCACUGUCCAUGCCCAGAGAGAGACACUGGUUCUGGGGGAUACGGCCCAGAGACUACCCCUCAGAGGACUGCAAGGAUUCUGCAGGGGUCCACACAUAGCGAAGUGGCUGUUAGUCAGCUGUCCAAUGAGAUGCAGAGCGACUUCCUCUGAAGAGACAAGGGAGUGAGAGAAAGAGAGUAAGCAAACGAGAGAGGGA
Messenger RNA from Coregonus clupeaformis (lake whitefish), 1534 nucleotides. It is a transcript of the gene opn7b, whose product is annotated as opsin 7, group member b. The transcript has 7 exons. Gene Ontology annotation, biological process: G protein-coupled receptor signaling pathway; visual perception. The record is from RefSeq and is a predicted model, not a curated record. Bases 241 to 1488 code for a protein of 415 amino acids. NCBI's taxonomy places the organism in Eukaryota, Metazoa, Chordata, Actinopteri, Salmoniformes, Salmonidae. Gene Ontology annotation, molecular function: G protein-coupled receptor activity. Gene Ontology annotation, cellular component: membrane.